AAUCUGACCGUGUUUGACCUGAAGAAAUACUCUGCUUCAGAGGAGGCUCUUCUGAGGCUGCUGCCUGUGAUCAAAGUCUCCCAGAAAGUUCUGCUGAGUAGCUGUAACCUGACAGAGAGAAGCUGUGAAGCUCUGUCCUCAGUCCUCAGCUCCAAGUCCUGCAGUCUGAGAGAGCUGGACCUGAACAACAACAACCUGCAGGAUUCAGGAGUGCAGCUGCUUUCUGAUGGACUGGAAAGCUCACAUGGCAGACUGGAAACUCUUAGGCUGAGUCACUGUGGUCUGUCAAAGAAGAGCUGUGGAGCUCUGUCGUCAAUCCUCCGCACACAGUCCUGCAGUCUGAGAGAGCUGGACCUGAGCAACAACAACCUGCAGGAUUCAGGAGUGCAGCUGUUGUCUACAACACUACAGAGUCCACACUGCAGACUGGAAACUCUCAGACUGUCAGGCUGUCUGAUCACAGAGAAAGGCUGCAGAUCUCUGGCCUCAGCUCUGACCUCAAACCCCUCCCAUCUGAAGGAGCUGGACCUGAGCUACAAUCAUCCUGGAAUCACAGGAUUAACGCUGUUGACCGGUCUACAGAAUUCACAAUCAAAGCUGGACACUCUCAGGUUGGAGCCUGCUGGAAUCCAGUGGUUGACACCAGGUUUGAUGAAGUAUUCCUGUGAACUCACAAUCGACACCAACACGGUAAACCACAGAAUCCAACUGUCUGACAACAACAGGAAGGGGACACUUGUGGAGGGCUCUGUGUUAUAUCCUGAUCAUCCAGACAGAUUUGACCCCACUGCGCUGCUGUGUAGAGAAGGUCUGACUGGGCGCUGUUACUGGGAGAUUGAGUGGACAGGAGGAGUGUUUAUAUCAGUGAGUUACAGAGGAAUCAGCAGGAAAGAAAACAAUGAGUCUGGAAGAAACGAUCAGUCCUGGAGUCUGAGCUGCCGUGAUAAUGAAGAUGAAGUUGAAUACUCUGUCCUUCACAAUAACGUAGAGACGCCUAUUACCCGCUCCUCCUCCCAGCUCUAUUUCUCCUCACCCCCCUCAACCACGCACAGAGCAGCGGUGUAUUUGGACCACACUGCUGGCUCUCUGUCCUUCUACAGCGUCUCCUCCGACACACUGAUCCACCUCCACACCUUCAACACCACCUUCACUGAACCUCUCUAUACUUGGUUUGGGUUUGGGUUCUGGCUCGGAUAUGAAGGUUCCUGUGUCUCUGUGUCGUCUGUAGAGGGAGAGUCUCCUUCUGUUCACUGCUGAUCAGUAUCACCCCAUUCAAGGCUCUCCAUAACCUCCGUCACCUCUGUACCUCUCUGAUCUCCUUCAUACCGACACACUGACCCUACUCUCCGGUCUUCCUCCUCCACGCCGCUCUCUGUUCCUCCUGCCCGCUUAACCUCCAUCAUGGACCCGCCGUCUCUGGAACUUUCUACCACCAACCCCCCAUGACACAGACUUUAUCUCGACUUUAGAAUCCUGUCUCCAAACUCACCGAUUUAGAAUUCCCCCCGCAGGACUACCCAUCGUU
This is a messenger RNA of Labrus bergylta (ballan wrasse), 1525 nucleotides long. NCBI's taxonomy places the organism in Eukaryota, Metazoa, Chordata, Actinopteri, Labriformes, Labridae. The record is from RefSeq and is a predicted model, not a curated record.